This is a messenger RNA of Mercurialis annua (annual mercury), 1661 nucleotides long. RefSeq names its product pentatricopeptide repeat-containing protein At4g21705, mitochondrial. Gene Ontology annotation, molecular function: protein binding. The transcript has 2 exons. Gene Ontology annotation, cellular component: mitochondrion. Lineage: Eukaryota; Viridiplantae; Streptophyta; Magnoliopsida; Malpighiales; Euphorbiaceae. Bases 72 to 1571 code for a protein of 499 amino acids. The record is from RefSeq and is a predicted model, not a curated record.
CAUUUCUCUUAAACCCUACUGCAAAAUCCCCAAUUUCAAUUUGAAAUUAUCAGGAAGAAAAUUACAGAAUCAUGAGCUUGAAAUCACUCACAAAGAUCCUAAUUCGAAAUCAAAAUGCAAUUACUACUACUAUUAGAAGAUCAUACUACACUAACAGAACGAAGAAAACGACACUGUACACAAAAAUCAGUCCCUUAGGAGACCCUAAAACGACAUUGGUGCCUGAGCUCGAGAAUUGGGUUCAAAAUGGAAAUAAAAUUCGAGUUGCUGAGCUUCAACGCAUUAUCCGCGAUCUCCGUAAGCGAAACCGGUUUACCCAAGCACUCGAGGUCUCUGAGUGGAUGAAUAGGAACGAGAUUUGCUUAUUCUCCCCAGUGGAGCAUGCUGUUCAACUGGAUCUGAUUGGUAAAGUUCGAGGUUUUCUUUCUGCCGAGAGCUAUUUUAACAGCUUAAUGGAUCAUGAUAGAAAUGAUAAGACUUAUGGGGCUCUUCUAAAUUGUUAUGUUCGGGAGCGUCAAACGGAUAAGUCCUUAUCACACUUGCAGAAAAUGAAGGAGUUGGGUUUUGCUUCGGCGCCUCUUGCUUACAACAACAUCAUGUGUCUCUACACCAAUCUCGGCGAGCACGAGAAAGUUCUACAUGUGUUAGCAGAGAUGAAGAAGAAUAAUGUCUCUCCUGACAACUUUAGUUACCGAAUCUGCAUUAAUUCCUAUGGUGCUAGAUCAGACAUUGAGGGUAUGGAAAAAGUUUUGAAUGAGAUGGAAUGCCAGAUGGGCAAUGCCGUGGACUGGAAUACAUAUGCUGUCGUUGCUAAUAUCUAUAUAAAAGCCAGUCUUGCUGACAAGGCAAUCGAGGCAUUGGAAAAAUCAGAAGAGAAGCUAGAUAAGAAGGAUGGGACUGGAUAUAACCAUUUGAUAACUCUCUAUGCAAGUUUAGGGAAUAAGGCGGAGGUUCUGAGGUUAUGGGAUCUCGAGAAAAUCGAAUGUAAGCGACAAAUAAAUAGAGAUUUUGUCACCAUGCUGGAAUCUUUGGUGAAGCUUAAUGAGCUUGAAGAAGCUGAGAAAAUACUAAGAGAGUGGGAGUCGUCAGGAAACUUUCAUGAUGCUCGGAUACCAAAUAUUAUUGUCGUUGGGUAUUGUAGAAAUGGAUUAUAUGAAAAAGCAGAAGCGUUACUCGAAGACUUGACAGAGAAAGGAAAGGCGAGCAGUCCAAACAGCUGGGCAAACAUUGCUUCGGGAUACCUCGAAAAAGGGAAGACGGCGAGAUCUUUUGAAUGUAUGAAGGCGGCCCUCGCAUUACGAGUGGAUAACAAGGGAUGGAAACCGAACCAUCGGGUCGUCGGAGACAUUUUGUGUUGGCUUGGUGAUGAAGGCAGUGCUGAAGAUGUAGAAGCUUUCGCUACCUCAUUGAGAAGUGCCAUUCCGGCAAAUAGAGAAAUUUAUCACGCAUUGCUGAAGGCAAAUGUUAGAAGUGGGAGAGACGUUGGAGGAAUUUUGUACUGCAUGAAAACUGAUAAAAUUGAUGAAGAUGAAGAUACAAAGAAAAUUCUGGCUUUGGGAAGGAGCAUAUAAAUUUGAGAGAAUCAUUUUUUGUAAAGCUCAUUGUUGAUGCAAUUAAAUGAUGUACUUUUGUUUGUUUCAAUGAAAUUUUACUGAUCUUAA